This is a messenger RNA of Microsporum canis CBS 113480, 1614 nucleotides long. Its product is annotated as Amy1. Gene Ontology annotation, molecular function: hydrolase activity, hydrolyzing O-glycosyl compounds; calcium ion binding. Gene Ontology annotation, biological process: carbohydrate metabolic process. The transcript has 7 exons. NCBI's taxonomy places the organism in Eukaryota, Fungi, Ascomycota, Eurotiomycetes, Onygenales, Arthrodermataceae. Bases 1 to 1614 code for a protein of 537 amino acids. The record is from RefSeq and is a predicted model, not a curated record.
AUGGGCCAAAUACUGUCGACUUUCAGUAGGUUGAGGAACAAAAAAUGGGAUGUACUUGACGAAUCCCAAGCUGCCAAAGAGAAUGAGCUUAUGUUCCAAGGAUUUGAAUGGCAUGUUCCUGCAGACCAACAGCACUGGAACAGACUUCAUGAACGUCUCCCACGUCUAAAGUCAAUUGGUGUGAGCAGCAUCUGGAUUCCACCUGGCUGUAAAGCUGCGACAGGCGGCAACGGUUAUGAUAUCUACGAUCUGUAUGACGUGGGUGAAUUUGAUCAAAAGGGCCAAAUCGCAACAAAAUGGGGAUCGAGAGCAGAUCUUGAAACAUUUAUCGCUCGAGCAAAUGAGCUCGGUAUCGGGAUAUACUGGGAUGCGGUUCUUAACCACAAGGCAGGGGCGGAUAAUAAGGAGCGAUGCAUGGCUGUUCAAGUUGACCCGAAAGACCGGACUGUGAACAUUUCUGAACCUAGGGAGAUAGAAGCUUGGUUAGGUCACGAUUUUCCUGGCCGGGGAACCAAGUGUAGCGACCUUAAGUAUCAUUGGUACCAUUUCAGUGGAAUAGAUUAUGAUAUCCUCCAGAAGCAAUCUGGCAUCUACAAACUGAUAGGGUCAGGAAAUAAGGAUUGGGCCAAAGACGUCAGCACUGAGAAUGGAAAUUAUGACUACCUCAUGUUUGCAGAUGUGGAUUAUUCGAAUACUGAAGUCAAAGAGGAUGUUAAACGUUGGGCUGAAUGGCUCGGGGCUCAAUUCCAAUUGAAAGGCAUGAGGCUCGAUGCUGUCAAGCAUUACUCGAGGGCGUUCUUGAAAGAGUUUAUCCAGCAUAUUCGAACGACCGUCGGACGAGAAUGGUUUCUGGUCGCAGAGUACUGGAGUGGAGAUGUUAGCCUCCUGCUAAAUUAUUUGGAUCAGAUGGAAGGGCUGGUAUCUCUAUUUGAUGCCCCUUUGACAGAGAGGUUCUCCCUUUUUGCGAAGGGGGGCCAAGACAUGCGAAGGAUAUUUGAUAGGACCCUUGUCCAACUUCGACCUCAGAGUGCAGUGACAUUUGUUUCCAAUCACGAUACCCAACCAGGGCAAUCCCUCGAAAUAUUAAUAGCUGGUUGGUUCAAGCCACUUGCAUACGCCCUCAUUCUCCUCCGCCAGGAUGGCUACCCUUGCCUUUUCUAUGGUGACCUUUACGGCAUAAAAAACACUGAACCGAAAUAUCGGCUUCCACCUGUUGACAAACUAGCGGCAUUGGCAACAGUCCGAAAGCUGUACGCGUACGGGAAACAGAGAGACUAUUUUGAUAAUAAGAAAUGUAUUGUAAAAGCUUCAGGUACUCAUACAGGGACAGGUUUUAUCCGUUAUGGCAACACAGCACACUCAUAUGGCCUUGCUUGUGUACUUAAUACCAGCACUAGUGCCGCACCCAUGUCAAAGACAAUGUAUGUCGGCGUACGCCACGCAGGUGAGAGAUGGACGGAAGUAUUCACAUCUGGUGCGGUUACUACCUCCCCAGUCGAGGUUGAUCAUCGAGGAUACGCCGAAUUCAAGAUUGGGCCACAAAGUGUCAGUGUUUGGGUUGACGAGAGGGCAGAAGGUAGAGAAGGGAUUGAUGUCCAUGAGGCGCAUGCUUGA